Molecule: messenger RNA, 474 nt
Organism: Symbiodinium necroappetens
Lineage: Eukaryota; Dinophyceae; Suessiales; Symbiodiniaceae
Source: the annotation of a GenBank genome assembly
AUGUUGCAUGGAAAAUCCUUCGAGACUCUGAGCCGCGUGCCGCCUCCGCGAAAGCCAGAAGUAGCAGGGCUGGACGUGGAGGCGCUCAGUGGCCAAUGUUCGACCUCCUGGCCCCGGAAGGAAGAGAGGCGUGCGGAGCCGGUGCCGUCACCUCUGUGGCCGGAGGCAUGGCAUCUCGUCCCCGAGGAUAUGAUGUCAGCCAGCGACCUGUCGGAGACGAUCUCCGUGAUCACGCGGAAGUCAUUCUACUCGGACGUAAUGCCAGAUGCAUCCAUGGCUGAGUUUGUGGAUAUCCUUCCUCCGAACAAGAUUCUGCACGACAUGCAAGAUGUUCGCAUACAGGCAUUCCUCAAGGAAGUCACCGACUCACCGAAGGCACUUCAGUCCGAGGUGCUGCGUCGGCGCAAGGGCGCCCCGGUGGUAUCUGAGCAGCCGCUGCUCCCGUCCAUUUGGAAGAUGCUGAAUCGCAAGUGA